AUGGCCUUUUUUACUCCUUUUUACAGGACUAUAUCAAAAAUUAAAAUUAAAACUUUAGAUAAGGUUAUCUAACCAUCUAAAAAUCUUUUUCCUAAUUUUUUUUUCAAAAUAUUACCUUAACAUAUAUUUGAGGAUUUGAAGCUCGAAACUAAACUAUCUCAUUGCUCUGCUAAAAUAAAUUUCUCUUUUCUUUAUAUUUUAAAACUAAUAAGGGACGUAUAUGUUUAACUAAUAUUUUCUUAUUCCUUGUUCAAAAUUAAAAAUAAAAAAUUGAGGAAAGUUGAUUAAAAUUGCCAUUAAAUAAAAUAAAUAAAUUAAAAAAAUCUUUACCUGCCAAAAAACAAUUAAAAACAAACAAAUAAAUAAACAAACAAAAUAAAUUAAUUGAUUUAAAACAAACAAACAAAUUUUAACUGA
Molecule: messenger RNA, 417 nt
Organism: Tetrahymena thermophila SB210
Lineage: Eukaryota; Ciliophora; Oligohymenophorea; Hymenostomatida; Tetrahymenidae
Exons: 1
Source: RefSeq, a predicted model, not a curated record